ACGUCGUCUUAAAAGGGCUGAGGCGGCCAUCACAGUCCCUAGUCCCUAGCGACACACACACGCCUACUUUCAGUCAGCCAGGAAAGAUGAACGGCCUCUCCCCCACGUUGCUGCUGCUGGCCUUGGUCCUGGUCGGGACACAGGCGGACGAAUGCUCCCUGACGCCUGUCAUUCACAUCCUGUCAUAUCCGGGCUGCAACUCGAAGCCCAUCCCCUCCUUUGCAUGUCAAGGGAGGUGCACCUCGUAUGUCCAGGUAUCCGGCAGCAAGAUCUGGCAAACGGAGCGAUCGUGCAUGUGUUGUCAAGAGUCUGGCGAAAGGGAAGCAUCGGUUACUCUCAACUGUCCUAAGGCACGGCCCGGGGAACCAAGAAUGAGGAAGAUUCUCACACGAGCGCCCAUUGACUGCAUGUGCCGACCCUGCACCGACGUGGAGGAAGGCACGGUCCUGGCGCAGGAGAUCGCCAACUUCAUCGAGGAUUCGCCCAUGGAAAACGUCCCAUUCCUGAAGUAAUGACCACCACGCCCUUUAAAACUCUCCCCGUUGCCGACCUGUGAUCUCGAAGGACAUAGAACCUUGUUUUUACUUUCGUUGUUCUCUUUUAAAAGACUUAUAUAAGCAUGUGAUCAAGAAAGGAAGGACACGUUUUCUGUAAAUUAAUAAUCCAAUGAGUGUUUUUACUUCCCCUUUGCCGGUGUGUAUUACUCCGAUUUACAGUGUGGAAAUCAUACGACACAACACCAGGAUGGAACACUACUCGCUCUCUCAGAAUUUGCUUUUAAGAGUGUACUUCAGUGCCUUUGAAAUACAUAACACAUAAGUUUGCUUUGGGAUGAUUCUCUUUACAUCAAAGGACAUGAUACAGUAUUAGUGAAAUUGUGAAGUUCCCCCCCCCCCCCAGUGGUGAAACAGUGAAUAAAUCUUUCGACUUAGACCAGUGAAAGAGUGCGAUAUGAUUUAUUAAAAUGAUUUUCCAACAACUGUGAAUUAACAGAGGUUGUGUUUGUCUGUAGUGCAUUGCUCGUAAUCCGGAACAUUUUGCUGUUGACGAAAUAGUGACAGCUGCCCAAGAGAAAUGAUAAUCAAUGGUUAAGUAAUUUGCCCAAUAGACCUUAGCUGUCUGUUAAUGUGUUUUAUCACUAAUCACUGUGAACAUUGAAGAGCAGAACAUGAUAUAGAUUGUUGUCUUUUAGUAUGAAAUGAGUGUUAUGUAUAAAUAUAUUUAUGUGUAUCCUUUUUCUAUGCAAUGUUGAUCGGUAGUCACAGAAUAUAAUAUAAUUUACA
Messenger RNA from Penaeus monodon (black tiger shrimp), 1283 nucleotides. RefSeq names its product bursicon-like (gene Burs). Lineage: Eukaryota; Metazoa; Arthropoda; Malacostraca; Decapoda; Penaeidae. The coding region runs from base 87 to 512 and encodes 141 amino acids. Gene Ontology annotation, biological process: animal organ morphogenesis. Gene Ontology annotation, molecular function: receptor ligand activity; BMP binding. The record is from RefSeq and is a predicted model, not a curated record. The transcript is spliced from 4 exons.